Molecule: messenger RNA, 753 nt
Organism: Trichomonas vaginalis G3
Lineage: Eukaryota; Parabasalia; Trichomonadida; Trichomonadidae
Exons: 1
Coding region: 1-753 (250 amino acids)
Source: RefSeq, a predicted model, not a curated record
AUGCAAGAUGAUAAAACGAAACUGAAUAAUCUAGAUAAAGUAGUAGAUGGAUUGGAUCAAUCUACUGCAGCAAGGAAGUCGUUAAUGGACGCAGAAUUAUCAAUGUCUAUUAAUAUAAUAAAAUUUGUUCGAAAAGAAGCACCAACCUUCGAAAAAGAUAUUUCAUUUGCAAUAGAUCCACUCCAGAAAGUUGUUAAAUUAGAAGAAUCAGAACUAACUUCAGAAAUUCGACUUGCAGAAGAUUUAAAUGAUAUAAUUAUCAGGAAAAGAGUAAUAACUAGAUUAGAACAAGAGCAGAAAUCAGCAGCUGAUGCAUAUAAACAAUCCAAACUUGAUUUUGAAAAUGCAAAACAUCUUUUGCAAAUGGAAUACAAUAAAAAAUCAACAGGAAAGCAGUUAGAAUAUGCCGAAUAUAAAUAUAAGCAAGCAAAGACUGCUCGGAUUGAUGCUUUAGAAAAGUUAAGAGCUUCAACUCAAAAAUUACUUGUAGAAAAGCAGAAAUUUUCAAAAUUCAUGUUAAACAGAAUAUCACAUGGAUUUACACAAUAUGGAAAUACAAUAAAUCAAACAUCUCAACAAAUAUCAGAAUUAUAUUCUCAAAUGACGACUAGUUUUUCGCAAAUCAGAAACCAAAUAGAAGUGCUUUCGCAAAGUAAUAUAGUUAACAUGCCAGAACAAAAUUCUACCUCAUCUUCAAAUUCAAAUUCAAUUUUCCAGGCAAUUAAGAAUCCAUUUGAUGAUUUGCGCUCUUAA